AUGAGUGAGGACCGUGAUCCAAAAGACGUGCCGCUGCACGUAACGACUCUGACGCUGCUGCUGGCGGCGGCCGAGCGGCACCGCGCCGUGCUGACGCCGGCCAAGCCGCGGCUGUCGGCCGCCGGCUGCGCCCUCGUCACCUGGCUGCUCGCCCUCAUCGUCGUCAUCCCCUACCCCUUCUACACCUCCUACGUAGACCUCGGGUCUCUGGUGCACGGCCGUGCCUCUGGUGUGGGUCUGUGCACGGUGCACAUGGCGGACAGCAUGCAGGUGUACAUGCGAGGCAUCUUUCUCUUCACGUUCGUGCUGCCGCUGACGGUGACGGCGUGCCUGCAGCUGCGCAUCUCGCGGGAGCUGCGGGCCCGGCAGCAGCAGGCGGCGCCGCGCCAGCAGCACGUGCUGGCCGUCGUGCUGCGGGAGGCCGGACACUCCAGGGACGACAUCCUGCCGCACAGGUACACAGCCACUUGCGAGGCGCACGUGACCACUCAGCAGACCUGA
This is a messenger RNA of Schistocerca piceifrons (Central American locust), 501 nucleotides long. RefSeq names its product gastrin/cholecystokinin type B receptor-like. Gene Ontology annotation, molecular function: neuropeptide receptor activity. The transcript has 4 exons. Lineage: Eukaryota; Metazoa; Arthropoda; Insecta; Orthoptera; Acrididae. The coding region runs from base 1 to 501 and encodes 166 amino acids. Gene Ontology annotation, biological process: neuropeptide signaling pathway. The record is from RefSeq and is a predicted model, not a curated record. Gene Ontology annotation, cellular component: membrane.